AUGGCUGAGCUCUUUGGUCUUGCUGUGAAUGUGGCAACUGUUGUUGAUCUGUUCAUCAAAGUUGGCGUGCAGUGUUCCGAAUAUUGUGCUGGCGUCAAGGCUGCGCCACGCGAGGUUCGAUCCAUUCUCAAAGAAGCCGACAGGCUAGCAGUUACUCUAGGAGAGGUCAAACGCCUUCUCGAUGGCCCGAAUGGCCCCCAGGUCGAAGCGUCACAGAACAUACACAAAUGUAUUGAGGAUUGUCGACUGCAGUUAACCCUCAUCGUUGCCAAGCUCCAACAGGGAAUGGAGGUCAGGGGCCUAAAAUGGCCAUUCAAGAAGGGAGAAGUGGCCGAUAUCAUCACUAAGAUAGAGCGAUGUAGGGCAUCCAUCUCUCUGGAUCUUCAGAUCCAUCAAGCAACACAGUUAGCUAGCGUUCAUCAUGAAAUCAUCCUGACCAAGCUUCGCACCGUAGAACGUGCAGGUUUCGAUGCUCACUCCGACGCUGACAACGCGAGAUGCUAUCCCGGCACUCGGACAGAUCUCAUAAGCCAAGUACUCACAUGGCUUGAUUUCGAUAACAGCAAGACCAUUUUCUGGCUGAACGGCAUGGCUGGCACCGGAAAGUCUACAAUCGCGAGAACAGUAUCCCAGGAGCUUGCAGACAAGAACAAGCUCGGUGCCAGCUUCUUCUUCAAGCGUGGCGAGGGCGACCGCGGCCGUGCGGCAUUCUUCUUCGCCACGAUAGCUACUCAGAUUGCCCACCAGCUACCAUCAUUGGCCCCCCUCGUGCGUAAUGAGGUCGAGGCUGAUCCUUAUCUUAAUAACAAGGCCCUCAGCGAUCAGUUUGACCGCCUCAUCGUCAAGCCGAUACAGCAGCUCCCGAAACCCUCCCAGCGGCAAACUCUGGUCAUAGUUGUUGACACACUUGACGAAUGCGAGUACCUUGACGACGUGAAGAGAAUUAUUCACCUACUGUCCCAAGUGAAGGGUUUGUCACACAUUUGCCUAAAGGCUUUUGUUACCAGUCGGCCUGAGCUACCUAUCCAGCUUGGUUUUAUUGACAUUGCGGGCGAGUACACGGAUCUGGUUUUGCAAGAGAUUCCUAAACCGAUUAUCAAGAAUGAUAUCACGGUUUUCCUGGGGCACGAACUUGCUCGUAUCCGGCUGGAUUACAACAAAGCGCGGCCGAACCGGCCGUUGCCACCUAGCUGGCCUGCACCAGAGCAAGUCCAGAGGCUUGUCGGAAUGGCUAUUCCUCUGUUCAUUUUUGCCGCCACGGUCUGCCGCUUCAUUCGAGAUCGAAGGCUCGGUGGCCCAAGAGACCAGCUAGAAAGAAUCCUAGAGCGCCAGGGAGAUCGGGAUUCUAAACUCGACGCAACCUAUCUUCCCGUCACUGAUCGGCUUCUUGCGGGGCUGAAUGAGUCACAGAAGAAAGAGGUAGUAGGGAGAUUUAAAAGAAUUGCUGGCUCUAUUGUUAUCCUUGCUAGUCCUCUAUCGUCAUGUUCGCUCGCUCAGCUCCUGGAUAUCCCGCUAGACACCAUCGAAGACCAGCUAGACUACCUUCACUCUGUCCUACGAAUACCCCCGGAUCCAGAUAAACCAGUACAGCUGCUUCAUCUAUCCUUCCGCGACUUCCUCGUCGAUCCUGAGAAAGGUGGGAGGCCAGAAGAGUUUCCGUUCUGGGUUGACGAGCAUCAGACUCAUUCUCAAUUGGCACUCGACUGUCUAAGGCUACUUUCUACGGGAACCGCCCUCAAGCAAGAUAUCUGCAACCUAAAACACCCUGGAACGUCUCGAACUGAGGUGGACCAGAAAACCAUUGAUGCCUGCCUGCCGUCUGAAGUGCAGUAUGCUUGCCGCUACUGGGUGUUCCACUGGAAGGAGAGCAAGCAGACGAUACAGGACGACGACCAGGUUCACCGAUUUCUAACUUGUCAUCUCCUUCAUUGGCUUGAAGCUUUGAGUCUAUUGGGAAAUAUGUCAGAGAGCCUGCUCAUGAUCAAUGAUUUGGUGGAACUACUUCAUGUUUCAAAUAGCAGUGAAAUAGAACGCUUUCUCCGCGAUACGCAACGCGUUAUAUUCAGCUAUGCAUCGACGGUCGAUUCUUGGCCACUUCAAAUCUACUGUACAGUAACUGUAUUUGCACCUCAUCAAAGCAUUGCCCGAGAGACUUUCAGCCAUUCAUUUCCAAACUGGAUAUCGUCGCGACCACGGGUAGAGUCCACCUGGGGUGCAUGUCUAGCAACGCUCGAGGGUCACAGCGGUGGUGUUUACACUGUUAUAUUCUCGCCAGAUUCGAGCUGGCUUGCAUCGAGUUCAGAAGAUCUCACAGUCAAGUUGUGGGAUGCAAAAACAGGUGCCUUGAGGACGACACUCAAGGGACAUAGUACAACGAUCCUCGCUGUCGCAUCCUCACCAGACUCAAGUCAGAUUUCAUCAGUGUCAGACGAUGGAACGGUAAAGCUCUGGGAUACGACAACAGGCGCUUGCAUCGCAACAUUUGAGACCAAUUCACCCAUGGAUUCAGCCACUUUCUCAUCCGAUUUACGUUGGCUGUCAUGGUCGGAGCUAAGCGACGAGACCUUGAAGUUGUGGGAAAUCGGCCCAAGCCACGAUACCGUGUCACUCAAGGGCCAUAAACGAGUCCAAGUGAUUUCCUUUUCAUAUGAUUCAAGCCAUCUUGCAUCAGGUUCGGAGGAUCGAACGAUAAAACUUUGGGAUAUAGAAGCUGGCACUAAUCUGGCAACAUUUGAAGGACAUAGUGACCGAAUUUCCUGUGUUGCAUUCUCGCCGAACUCACAUUGGCUUGCAUCCGGUUCUGCUGACGGAACUGUGAAGCUAUGGGACAUAGAAACAGGGGCCUGUGUCGCAACAUUCCAAAGCCAUUCCAACUAUAUCAGCACCGUUGCAUUCUCUCCUAGCUCAAACUGGCUUGCAUCAGGAUCAGCUAGCAAUACUAUAAAGCUGUGGAAUGUGGAAAUGGAGGCCUGUAAAGCAACAUACGAAACCCCAGGCGGUGUACCCUGUGCGAUCGCUUUCUCUCCUGACUCGAACCGGCUUGCAUCAGGAUCAACUAGCAAUACUAUACAGUUUUGGGAUAUGAGAGGCACGUAUAUUGAGACGCUUGAAAAACACACUGUUAACGUGUCUAUUAUGGAGAUCUCUCCAGACUCAAGAUAUCUUACAACGCUGUCAUCUGAUAAUAUAAUAAGGUUAUGGGAUAUGACAGGUGCCUUGAUAAACAUACUUGAGGGUCACAAAGAUACUGUUUCCUGUAUUAAAUUCUCUCAGGACUCAAAAUGGCUUGCAUCAGGCUCAGAUGACAACACUAUUAAGUUAUGGGAUAUUGCUGGGACCUGUAGAGCAACACUUCAGGGCCAUGACAACAGGAUUUCUCAUAUUGCAAUCUCUCACGAUUCAAGCUGGCUUGUAUCAGGCUCAAGAGAUAUGACUAUCAAGCUCUGGGAUGCAGCGACAGCUAUCUGCCUGGCAACUGUUAGAGAUUACAUCGAUCGUGCUGCCCCUAUAAGCAUCUCGCCGAAUUCAAGGUGGCUUGCAUUAGGGUUAAGUCGUGGUAGAGUAAGGUUGUGGGAGAAUACAGGCGCCCGCAUGGUUACACUCAUAGGUCAUCAUGAACAGAUACAGGCGAUUGCAAUCUCUUCGGACUCAAAAUGCCUUGCAUCAGCCGCAGAAGAUCAAACUAUCAAGUUAUGGGAUAUGGCAGGCGCAUGCACAGCGACACUCGAGUGCCCAAUCAAUGCUAUUUCCUGUCUUGCAUUCUCGCCGGACUCAACCUGGCUCGCAUCAAUCUCAUUUGGCGAAGCUUUGAGGCUCUGGGACACGGCGACUGGUGCUUGUGUAGCGAAAAUUGACCACUACAGGACAGAGGAACUACAUCUCGAAUUCAGUGGAGAUGGUUUAAAGAUUUACACGGGUGCAGCUGCAUUUACCCUUGCAGGCUAUGUAUCACCGUCGGUGCCAGGAGCAGCUGCUGAUCUGCAAGGUGAGCGCUGCGAUAUUGGAGUAAGCCUAGACGGCAAGUGGGUGACUUGCAACUCUCGCAAUGUUCUGUGGUUGCCGCCGGCAUAUCGGUCUCGUCGCUUACGUGUGAUGAACUCGACAUUGGCUUUCGCGCGCAACGUUCAUGAUGUAUUUACUAUAACAUUCAGAUCUCCAAGGGCUUUUGGGGCGUGA
Molecule: messenger RNA, 4176 nt
Organism: Clonostachys rhizophaga
Lineage: Eukaryota; Fungi; Ascomycota; Sordariomycetes; Hypocreales; Bionectriaceae
Source: the annotation of a GenBank genome assembly